This is a messenger RNA of Vombatus ursinus (common wombat), 1050 nucleotides long. RefSeq names its product leucine rich repeat containing 3 (gene LRRC3). NCBI's taxonomy places the organism in Eukaryota, Metazoa, Chordata, Mammalia, Diprotodontia, Vombatidae. Bases 187 to 1050 code for a protein of 287 amino acids. Gene Ontology annotation, cellular component: plasma membrane. The record is from RefSeq and is a predicted model, not a curated record. The transcript is spliced from 2 exons. Gene Ontology annotation, molecular function: protein binding.
UCCUGUCCCAGCUCCAGGAGCCGCUACCCUCUCGGAAGGCAGGCGGUGAGCCCUCAUCAGUCCUCCUUCCAGACUGCUUUCCUUAAGCUUUGGUUUGACAGGAUUGGCAAUGGUACAUUUGGGGACAUCAGAGAAGGUGGCGAGCCUUCUGUUUCUAGAGAAUCCCUGUGGAUUGGCUUGGGAUUGAUGGAAGCUAAGUUAAGCAGAGAUUGCUCAACUCUGGGAGAACGCGGCUGUCAUGCUGACCCGACCAUGAUCAGAGUGCGCCAGACGGGGGCAGACCUUCGGUCCUCAGCGCUGGUGCCCUCCCGAGGGGCUCUCUGCCUCUUUCUCCUCCUGCUCUGCCUGCCCCCGUGCAUCUCCUGCCCCCCAAAUUGCCAGUGCUCAGAUGGCAGCGGUCUGAUGACUGUCCACUGCAGUUCCAAGAACCUCAAGGAAAUCCCCAAGGACAUUCCCAAGGAUGCUGUAUUCUUGAAGCUCGAAGCCAACCAGCUCACCCACAUCCCAAGCCACGCAUUCUCGGGUCUGACCCUCCUGCAGGAACUAGACCUAUCCCAGAACACGAUCGAGAAGCUGGACGCUGCGGCCUUCCAGGGCCUGUCGAGCAGCCUCAAGCUGCUGGACCUCUCCCACAAUCAGCUCCGGAGCCUUCCCAAGGAGGCGCUGGCCAGGUUGAAGGCCAAGAUCCGCCUGUCACACAACCCUUGGCAUUGCGAAUGCACCUUGCAGGAAAUCCUUUGGGAGGUGAAGCUGGACCCCAUGUCCGUUAAUGAGAUGGCCUGCCAGACAUCUGUGCGGGAAGAGGCCAUAGGGAAGCCACUGGUGCAAGUCCUCGACUCGGGAGCCAACUUCUGCAGCUCCCGCCGCAAGACCACAGACAUCGCCAUGUUCAUUACCAUGUUUGGCUGGUUUGCCAUGGUCAUCACCUACAUCAUACACUAUGUGCGGCAGAACCAGGAAGAUGCCAGGAAGCACCUGGAGUACCUGAAGAAGAUGUCCUCUGGCACCCUGGCCGUUGGCAGUGCCGCCAGUGUGGGCCUGGAGCUGUAG